GAGAGUGAACACCACGUUGGUGAAGCUCACAGAGGAGAGAGCGCCAAAUUGGUAAAUGAGCGCGUAAUACUCUAGAGAGAGACAGACAUUGGUAGGUAAUCUAGAGAGAGAGCACCGCAUUGGUAAAGCUCACAUAGGAGAGAGAGAGCUCCAAAUUGCUAAAAGAGCGAGUAUACUCUAGAGAGAGAAAGUUAUUGGCAGGUAAUCUAGAGAGAGAGAGCACCACAUUGGUGAAGCUCACAGAGAGGGACAGGCAUUGGUAGGCUAGAGAGAGAGAUCUAGGUAACCCUCAGGGCGGAGAGGGGGAGAGAAUCCCGGAGUGAGAGAGCCCGUUGCGAUUCAGGGUGUAGUGAGAGAAGAGAGCAGAGAGCUGUGCUAUAUCCUGGAGAGAGAGAGUGAGGGAGAGCUCUGAUCCUAGAGAGAGACAGCUAUUGCAAAAUCCUAGAGAGAGAAAGGGAGUGAGCUGAUCCCGGAGAGAGAGACCUUGUUGAAUCUCAGGAGAGAGAGAGAGAGAGAGAGAGAGAAGGCAUAAUGGAGAAGCCCCGUUCGGUUUUUUGUGGCAGUGCAUGUGGGGGCUGGUUAUCAUUCCCCUUCCAACCACAAAGCCUACGGGCGAGCCAUGAGGAGAGCCUGCCUCGCUGCUGCUUCCAUUCUCUCCAAGGAAUCUGGCGAAUGCAUUGAUGCUGCAUCAGCUGCCAUUAAAGUAUUGGAAGAUGAUGCAAGCACCAAUGCAGGAAGAGGUUCAAAUUUAACUGAAGAUGGCAGUGUAGAAUGUGAUGCUAGUAUUAUGGAUGGACAUUCUGGUGCAUUUGGAGCUGUUGGAGCAGUACCAGGCCUACGGAAUGCUAUCGAGAUCGCUGCACAUUUGGCGAAGGAACAUCUUGAGGGACCUCAACUCCUUGGUCGAAUUCCACCCAUAUUCUUGGUUGGCGAAGGCGCACGUGAGUGGGCUCUGUCUAAGGGCAUCAUUUCUCAAGAAAGUUCAGCAGAGGUUGAUAAAUGGCUAGUGACUGAAAGGGCAAAAGAACAAUGGUUUAUAUACAAAGCAAUGCUUGAUGAUGCUAAAAGAGGGGGUGGAUCUUCCACAGAUGAACUUCCUUCAUGCCCCGGAACAAUGCAUCAAUCAUUGGCAAGUUCAGGUGAAGCUCAACUAUUUCCUGAAAAAGGAAAUGGUAAUGGAAGCAUGGAGAUUUUGGAGGUUGAAGUUAACAAGGAUGCCAUUAUGGACACUGUGGGAGCUAUUUGUGUUGACUCUCUGGGACAUGUGGCGUCGGGGGCCUCAAGUGGUGGAAUUGCACUGAAGGUCAAAGGGCGUGUUGGACUAGCAGCAAUGUAUGGUUGUGGAUGCUGGGCUGACUCAAAAGGUCCCUUUGGUGCACCUUUCCCAGUUGGUUGCUGUGUUAGUGGUGCUGGAGAAAAUUUAAUGAGAGGAUUUGCUGCACGUGAAUGUUGCUUGUCGUCAUCAUUAUCACAGGCUGGUCCUACCUCUGCAUGUACAAAGAUAUUGAAAGCGAUACUCAAAGAUCGGGCUCAAGAAUUUGAAGAUAGAGGGUCAGGAGUGUUACUUGUCCAAGCUGACAUUCACAAGGAACACUCGAGUAACUCAGAACGACUAAGUGCAGUAGAGCUCGUUGCUGCAUACUCGUCCUCAUCGUUUGGAAUUGGAUAUUAUGGGAGCUCAAUGAAUCGACCUAAGGUAUCAAUCUUGAGUAGCUCCAGAGCUACAAAUAGCAAAGAAGUUGAUCAUUUUGGGGCACGCUUCGACCUAGCUACUAUGGAAUAACUAACAUUAAAAAUAAGGGAUAUUGGAUUAUUUCAAUUAUUAACCGAAUGUUUACUGUAUGCAGAAUUUCUUGGAGAUAACAAUGUCGUACUCAAUCAUUUUA
This is a messenger RNA of Amborella trichopoda, 1886 nucleotides long. RefSeq names its product N-terminal nucleophile aminohydrolases (Ntn hydrolases) superfamily protein. Gene Ontology annotation, molecular function: threonine-type endopeptidase activity. Gene Ontology annotation, cellular component: cytoplasm. Gene Ontology annotation, biological process: protein maturation. Lineage: Eukaryota; Viridiplantae; Streptophyta; Magnoliopsida; Amborellales; Amborellaceae. The record is from RefSeq and is a predicted model, not a curated record.